AAGUUAAGUCUUUACGUUCAAUGUGAAUUUUCUAAAAAAAAUUAUCGGAUUAAUCUUAUAUACUUCAUUUAUAUAGUUUUUAUGGUAUACAAUGAUUAUUAUAAACCAACCGGAUCUGCAUGGAUACAAUUCAACCACUCUAGAAAUGCUUCGCUAUUUGCUAAAUAUGUUAAUCAAAAAACUUUUUAUGGAAACAAAUUAAAUGUUGAAUUAAUGAAAUAUAUUCCCGAGGAAAUUCAAAUGGAUCCAUUAAAUUAUCGUGUUGGUAAAUGUAUUAUUUUAGCAGGACUGCCGCGGGACGUAACCAAAUCCUAUCUAGAGGAAUAUUUAAUACAAAAAUCCAACAAACGCUUUGAACUCGCCGAUGUUACUCGAGAGGCUGCAACUAUUAGUGAUACAUCAAAAUGGUUGAUAUUAUCCAAUAGUUCGGAAGAUAUUUAUUUCAUAUUUGAUAGAAUUCAUAAUAAGUAUUUUGAUAGUGAUAAUGAAUAUAAAUUGAAAGCAAGAGUAGUAAGAUAAUUUAUUAAUAAAUAAUAAACCAAUUUUAUGGAGAUCUAAUAUAUAUCUGUGGGAUCCCAACAG
Rhizophagus irregularis DAOM 181602=DAOM 197198 is the source of this 582-nucleotide messenger RNA. The record is from RefSeq and is a predicted model, not a curated record. Lineage: Eukaryota; Fungi; Glomeromycota; Glomeromycetes; Glomerales; Glomeraceae.